AUGACCUUGAGUGGGAGUGGAGGUGGAAUGGCUCUGGAGUUCCACUCCUCCCCUUUGUCCAUCAGGACCAAGCUGGGCUCCCUGGAGAGCUGUCUGGAACAGACGGGGCCACAGGUCCCGUACAGCGAGGGUGAUCUCUGCUCACGAUGUUCUUUCCUCUCCAACUCUGGAGUCAGCCAGACAGUGAGAAGAAUUUGUGGUGCAUGUGUGCUCUCUCUGUUGACCCUCUUGGUGUUCGUCAUCCUAGACUUGAGGGACAGCCUUGAGAAGUGGAGGAACAUAGAUCUGGCCCUUGAGGACCUAUCAUCCUGUGGAUACCUCUUGGUGGUGCCCUUGGUCAGCUUUCUCCAAGAGGAGAGGGAUGCCUGCUGGCACUCACAGGUAGAUUCCUCAUUACAAGACAAAGGCCUGUUGUAUAGAAAGCUGCUGGACCGUAUGGAGGCUCUCUGUAGAAAGGAGGAAGAUAGGCUAUAUCUCAGCAAUCCUAAAUGCCAGGAUGAACAAGGUGCUGACUGUGCAUUGUACAUGGAAAUGGCAAAGCAGAGACUCAGUGAUUCCUCGGGCCUUGAGCUGGCCUCACGGCUCUCCAUGCUCAUUUCAGAAUUGCUUCACGUCCUAGGGGAUCCUGAGGAGAACCUCAAGGCACUGAGGAGUAACCCUGAUCUGAUCGAUGUGGUCUCCUUGAGGAUCCUUUUGCAAGUUCAAGAAUUUCUUCUUCAGUUCCUUCAGCAGCCCCAAGACAGUGAGACAAGAUGGUACCAAAUGCUCCCCAUCCUUAACUUGGCUCUUCUUGCAUCAGAGAACCUGCACAGCUGCUGGCUGAAUGAUGCCAACCUGUCCCUCUUCCUGCCUAUAUCUGUGGAAGGCUUUUCCCUCUUUCAGCCCUUCUCAGUACCCUCUCCCUUGGAUCCUGGGAAAGCUCUGGCCCAGAGUCUCAUGGGUGUGCAUCAUUGCCUUUGGGACCGUGGCCAUGAGAAGUUGGAAGGAAAGAGCAGGACCAUCCUCUCAGCCAUGAGCCUUAAGAUCAGCUUAUUGUUGGUGGCUAGCCUCAUCUACCCUAUCUUCUUCCUGUCUUUCAAGCAGAUGACUUUGUGGGUCCAGAACUAUGCCUGCAACCUCAGGGCCAGGACUGAGGCCCUGAAGCAUGAACGUCAGCUGGCUGAAGACCUCCUCCACCAGAUGCUGCCCAAAUCUGUGGCUAAACAACUUCGGAGACAAAGACAUGUUAAGGCUGAGGACUAUGAGCGGCUUACAAUCUUUCCCUUAGGCAGUACCACCCUCGUAACCCAAAGAGCAGCCCCGCCUGCCUUUUCCGAGUCCAAGGAGAGCAGGGAGAGGCCGUCCUCACCCCCUGUCUUCCUCUGCUCCUUCCCCUGGGCCCAGGUCACCAUCUUCUUCUCUGACAUUGUGGGCUUCACCAGCAUUGCAGCCUCCUGUACCCCACUGCAAGUGGUGGACAUGCUCAACAACCUCUAUGUGUGCUUCGACACGAGGAUCGAAUCCUACGACGUCUACAAGGUGGAGACCAUUGGGGACGCGUACAUGGUAGUGAGUGGACUGCCCGAAAGAAACGGGGAGAAACAUGCCGACGAGAUUGCCAAGAUGGCCCUGGACCUGGUCACUGCUGUGCGCCAGGUGCUCAUCCCCCACAUGCCCAGGGAGAAGCUGCAGCUGAGGGCCGGAAUCCAUACAGGCCCUUGUGUUGCUGGUGUGGUUGGCUACAAAAUGCCCCGAUAUUGCCUCUUUGGAGACACAGUCAACACAGCAUCUAGGAUGGAAUCUACCAGUCUUCCCCAAAAGAUUCACAUCAGCUCAGCUACCUACCAGACCCUCCUGACCAAUGAUGCUUAUGAAAUUGAGCCUCGAGGAGAGAUUGACGUCAAGGGCAAAGGGAAAAUGAAAACCUACUGGCUCCUGGGACACAAGAACUAUGGUAUUCAGAAUGACAGCCUGGUGUGCCACUGGCGGCCUUCCCUGACUGUCACCGGGAACAAGAAAGCAAAGAGGAGCCCAAGCUUGGGCCUAUCUUCCAACACAAUGGGACCUGCUCUGGAUGAGGUACCUGAGACAGCUUCCUUGGCAGAGAAGAGUUCUUCUAGCAACACUAAGAACCCACCUGAGCUGGUGUGGCAGCCUAGGGGUGAGAUACCCAACCUAGGGAAUGGAACCCCUCUACUGGAAUCCCCUUCUCCUGGCCAGAGUGUUCCUUUUUGUCCAGGAAAUGACAGUGAAACGCAACUAGGGAAGGACAGAAUCCUUCCUGGUUUGGUGGAGGAGAUGGAAUAGACCUAUUGGAUUUGCCUUCCUGGGACCUCAGGGUGUCUCUUUAGGUCUGUGAAUGGGCUCCUGACCCAAGGCCAAAGCCUCGACUCAACACAAGGAGGGAGAUUUGAUGACUAAACUCUAGAAACUAAAAGCAACCUUCAUGCCAGUUAA
Messenger RNA from Monodelphis domestica (gray short-tailed opossum), 2436 nucleotides. RefSeq names its product guanylate cyclase soluble subunit beta-2-like. Gene Ontology annotation, biological process: receptor guanylyl cyclase signaling pathway; intracellular signal transduction; cGMP biosynthetic process. Gene Ontology annotation, cellular component: plasma membrane. The record is from RefSeq and is a predicted model, not a curated record. Gene Ontology annotation, molecular function: guanylate cyclase activity; peptide receptor activity; adenylate cyclase activity. Lineage: Eukaryota; Metazoa; Chordata; Mammalia; Didelphimorphia; Didelphidae.